CAUAUCCCACCUUAUCCUCGUGAAUCCAAAGUUAUGAACCGAAAUUCUUGUUAAUCCAGAAUAGAGCUUUGACGACUAGGCAAUGCUUCCUCCGUUGUUGUGGAGUACCGUGGACAAAACAUAUGUGACCAACCACAAUACCGGAAAGAUUGUUCGUCCGACUCGAUCUCCGACUUAUCGGACUCAGAUCACGAACAUUCAUCGUUGGCUACUGCAGUAUCCACACGUGGUGAGUGGCAUAUUGGACCAAUGUAGGCGUGGAAGAACUUGCCCUGGAGAAUAGAGUAAGUGCGAUAUCGUACAACUGACCCCUGACAGACAAGGUGAGUCGGGAGAAUUGGGAGCACCGUCGGGGCCCCUUGACUUUGCCUUUGCGAAAUCACGUCGUCGAGAAACAACAAAGUACGGUGGAUUUGUUCUUUUAGGCACAAGUAUAAGAGUCGAUGUUGAGACCACGGACAUGGGUGAAGACAUACACCACUACAGCACUUUACUUAACUCUGCUCUACUACCACUGACAGCAAUACAAUACAAUACAACACAACACAACACAACACAACACACCAACCGUCUACCAAGUUCCUCCCUGUCACGCGUAGAUAGACACCAAAAUUGAGAACGAACAUGUCCAAAACAAUCGCGGUUCUCGGUGCGACAGGGACACAGGGCGGUUCCGUUGUCCGCACCUUUCUCACCCUCCCCGGCUGGAAAGUGCGAGCCAUAACGCGCACCCCAUCGUCUCUUGCAGCUCAGAACCUUGCCUCGUCCGGUGCAGAAGUGGUCCGAGCUGACUUGGACGACCCCAAGUCUCUCGACGCCGCGUUUUUCGGAGCACACGCCAUCUUCGCCGUCACCGACUUUUGGCAAUUCGCUCAAUCUCCCAAGACGCACGAACUCGCCGCCAAAGAGGGCAUCACGUGGAACGAGGCCGCCUACCGCCUCGAAGCCCAGCACGGAUUCAACAUCAUGGAUGCAGCCGCUAGAGCCUGUGCGGGUGUCACGACCGCAGAAGGUGAAGGUGAAGGUGACUGUGUCCUGGAACGACUCGUGUUCAGUUCCUUGAGUGGGGCCAGACGGGCAAGCAAGGGCAAGAACAGUUGGGUCUACCACUUUGACAGCAAGAGGCGCGUGGUGGACUAUCUUGCCGAAAAGGCCUCGGGUGGUGGUCCCGUGAGUGGUGGUGGUCAGGAAGACCAACGACAAUACCAACAAAUCUACAAGGCCCUGCUGGACCGUACGAGUUAUGUACAGAUAGGGUGGUUCCUGGACAAUUGGAGCAAGAAUCCGCUCCUCAUGCCCAAGAAGGACGAAACGGGAAUAUACACUUUCAAAUGGAUCGGGUCUCCUUCGUCCGCCCCGCAGCACCUCCUCCCUUUCACCCACCCUCCCACCGACACGGGGGCGUUCGUCGAGGCCCUCGUGCUCAAGGCGCCACCAGGCACGACCAUGUUGGGAGUUUCCGACCUCAUGGGUUACUCCGAGUUCGUGGACAGAUGGGCCGCGUUCCACGGCGUCGAGGCCCGGCUCGACCACCUGUCCGUCGAGGACCUGGACGCCAUGAUGCCCGGAGGGUUCGGGAUCGAGGUGGCGCAGACCUCGGCCUACGUCGCCGAGUUUGGCUGGGACGGCGGCGAGGGCGCCGUCAUGCCGGAGAGCGUCGGCGUCGACCCGGCCCAACUCACGGGCGUGGACGAGUACAUCCGCACCGCGGAUUGGAAGGUCGUGUUUGAACAGUGAGUUGUUGUUUACCUCACAUUACGGACCAACUCUCCAAGCACCUAAUAUAGAGUGACCAAUAUAUCCUACUGAAUUUACCCACCUGGGCAACAAGACGACAAUGAGAUACUUUACUAAAAA
Exophiala oligosperma is the source of this 1857-nucleotide messenger RNA. RefSeq lists its product as uncharacterized. The record is from RefSeq and is a predicted model, not a curated record. The transcript has 2 exons. NCBI's taxonomy places the organism in Eukaryota, Fungi, Ascomycota, Eurotiomycetes, Chaetothyriales, Herpotrichiellaceae. Bases 625 to 1737 code for a protein of 370 amino acids.